Molecule: messenger RNA, 750 nt
Organism: Penicilliopsis zonata CBS 506.65
Lineage: Eukaryota; Fungi; Ascomycota; Eurotiomycetes; Eurotiales; Aspergillaceae
Exons: 2
Coding region: 1-750 (249 amino acids)
Biological process (GO): protein folding; protein import into mitochondrial matrix
Cellular component (GO): PAM complex, Tim23 associated import motor
Molecular function (GO): adenyl-nucleotide exchange factor activity; protein homodimerization activity; protein-folding chaperone binding
Source: RefSeq, a predicted model, not a curated record
AUGUUCCAGAGAAUGAUCCUCCGCCAGGGCCAGGCUGCCCGGUCUGCUGCCCUUUCCCUGACCUCUACACCCAUGGCCCUCCGUCAAACGUCACGAAUGCAGCCUCGCAUUGCCCAGGGGAUCCGGGUGGCAGCGGUCCCCCAGCACGGGAGACGGCUUUACUCGACCGAGAACAACAGCGCCGCUGGCGAGCAACCAAAGGAGGCGGCGAAGGAGGAGGCCGCCGCGGGCGAGAACGGCGAGGAAUUGCUCCGCAAGGAGCUCGAGGGGAAGCAGAAGGAGAUUGUCGAACUGAAGGACAAGUACAGGCGGUCGGUGGCGGAUUUCCUGAACCUGCAGGAGCGCACGAAGCGCGAGAUGGACAACGCCCGCAACUUCGCCAUCCAACGGUUCGCCGUCGACCUGUUGGAGAGCAUCGACAACUUUGACCGCGCGCUGCUGGCCGUCCCCGCGGAGAAGCUGAGCGCCGAGGCGAGCCAGGAGGUCCAGGACCUCGUCUCGGGCCUCCAGAUGACUCAGAACAUCCUGAUGGGCACGCUCAAAAAGCACGGCCUCGAGCAGUUCGACGCCAGCCUGCCCGCCGAGGGUGGCAAGCCCCAGAAGUUCGACCCCAACAUGCACGAGGCUACCUUCAUGUCCAAGAACGAGGCUCUCGAGGACGGCGACAUCAUGUACGCCCAGACCAAGGGCUUCAAGCUCCACGGAAGAGUGUUGCGAGCUGCUAAGGUCGGCGUUGUCAAGAACGCUUAA